Neoarius graeffei (lesser salmon catfish) is the source of this 4526-nucleotide messenger RNA. It is a transcript of the gene fam171a1, whose product is annotated as family with sequence similarity 171 member A1. Bases 610 to 3207 code for a protein of 865 amino acids. NCBI's taxonomy places the organism in Eukaryota, Metazoa, Chordata, Actinopteri, Siluriformes, Ariidae. Gene Ontology annotation, cellular component: plasma membrane. Gene Ontology annotation, biological process: regulation of cell shape; stress fiber assembly. The record is from RefSeq and is a predicted model, not a curated record. The transcript has 8 exons.
AUGGUUGUCUGUGUCUAUGUGUCAGCCCUGUGAUGACCUGGCGACUUGUCCAGGGUGUACCCCGUCUUUCGCCCGUAGUCAGCUAGGAUAGGCUCCAGCUUGCCCAAGACCCUGUAGAACAGGAUAAAGUGGCUAGAGAUGAUGAGAUGAGAUAUGCACUUUGACCUGUGGGGAGAACAUGGAAACUCCACACAGAAAGGCCCCUGCUGGGCUCGAACCCAGAACCUUCUUGUUGUGAGGCUUACACCGCCCAAGACUUGGCAAAUUUUUGCAAACUAGCCUCCAAAUAUACACAAAUACCGCCUGACAAAGACUUUUCCCCUAACCCGAAUCAGAGAAAGGAAAGGAAAGGGUUAAAACUGGUGGCGCUCUUCCACUCCCUUGAAUCUCUGGGCUUUUUUUUUUAAACCAGGAGUUCUCUCUCUCUCGAGCGGCAUCAACAGAAGAUGUUGUUGCCUGAUUUUUCAGGAUGAUCUGCAACAUCUGACCCAGACAUCAAAACAUCCUAAAUUAUGGAAAGGACCAACAAUACUAACGGAUGUUUACUGCAAUAGAAACCGAAACCUUUUCAAGAAGAUUUCUGUUGUUUUUUUUCUGCAAGUUUUAAUCAUGCGGUGCUCGGAUAUCAUCAGCAGACCCGCCGUGAUUGUGCUCUGUCUUUUAGGAUGCAAUAUCUGGAAAGCAUUAACAGAAGCUUUGCGGGAAGACAGCGACGCUAAAGAAGUGGCUUUGAAGGUCCACCUGAGUGACGCCAGCACUCGCCAGCCGCUCUCUGACGCCACGGUGGAAGUCUUCGCCAAUCACACCCCUGUCGCUAAGGAGACCUCCAGCAGCGACGGCAACAUCUUCAUCAGGUUCCCAUAUCGCCUGGGUGACCUGCUCGUCAUCACAGCUACCAAGCAAGGCUAUGUCCCUAGCUCCGCCCCUUGGAGACCAGCCAGGCUGCCUGUCUUUUCAUCAUUGAGCCUGGAUCUGCUUCCUGAGAGAGCUGCUACUUUAAUGGUGUAUGAUGACAUGGUUCAAAUUGUGUCUGGAUACCAAGGAUCGAGGCUUCAGCCGUGGGUUCAGUUCCAGAGGCGAGCUCUGAGUCUUCCUCCUAACGCCACCUACACCAACCUAACCGCCUUCCUCACUGUGACCCACUCGGGGCAGAACACACAGCACUUCCCGUACCUGCAGGGCCUCGGUUCGAACAGCACAGGCAGCGACCGCAGGUUUGAGCUGACCCCAGUAGCUGCCAUCAGCGUUCACCUUUUGGGAAGCGAUGGGGCGGAGCUUCAUGUCAGCGAGCCAAUCGGUGUGAGCAUUCCUCUGCCUGCCAAUAGCGGCUUGAAGGAGAAUGACCAUAUUCCUGCCUGGAGGUUCGACCCCAAACUCGGAGCCUGGUUGAAGAGCAGUUUGGGCUACGUGCAGAGAGAAGGAGGAGGUGAGCUCAUCCUGACCUAUAUCGCCCCUCAGCUUGGUUACUGGGUAGCAGCCAUGUCUCCGAUAAACACAGGACCUGUGGUUGCAAAGGACAUCAGCACGUACCACACUGUGUUCCUUUUGGCCAUACUGGGAGGCAUGGCGCUCAUCCUGCUCUUCCUCAUCUGUCUUCUCUUCUAUUACUGCAGGAGAAAGUGCUCACGCUCGAGACGAGCUCACCAGAAGUACACCCUCACCUCAUCUCUGGACAGCUCCAAACGAGACCAGGCUACGUCCAUGUCUCACCUCAACCUCAUCAACGAGGCCCAACUGGAACACGUGGGGGUGGAACCAGACCUGCACACCCCCAUGCUGAAAGCCGCGCCUCAUGAAUCAUCCACCAAUGAGCUAGUGUCGUCUCGGAACGAGCUCGGGAGUCGCUCCCAGCGUGAAUAUCGCCGCAGCUACACCUCCAUCGUCUCCUCAACCGUCCAUCCUCUGCACGCGUCUGCUUCGUCCUCAUCCCCGUACCCGCUGCACCACGCUGCCUCAGCAGGCCGCCUUUCAUCAGAGAGCAAGGCCAUUCCAUGUGAGCACCGCCUGUCUCCAUCCACAACUUCACCCACAACUUCGCCAGAAAGGGAUCUGGGGGCGGAGCAUCGUCCAUCUGACUUCCUGCUCUCACGCUCGGUGGAUCAGCUAGAACGCCCCCCAGGCCUUUUGCCCCGCCCUGGAGCACUGCUGUGCUGCACAUCGGAGCUCCAGGUAAGCCAGGGCGGAGCCGGAUAUCAGAAAGGCCGUCCCACUUUGCUAAUCCCCGCCCACUACAUGCGGCUGCCUGGGACGCACCCUCUCUCAGGACAAGCGCUUCUGCUCCAGUCAGACGAGCGGAGCGAGCUCGAGAGCAUCCGUGCAGAGCUUAAUGCAUCCCAUCAGCCUCAAGCUGAAGUGGGGCAAGUGGACCACAUGGGCAAAGGGGUGGAGGAGGGGAAAGCAGGAGCGAGGGAGGCAGCAGAAGGGACAGUGGAGGAGUGGACGGCAGCGCUACCCGAAGCCUUGUCUAUCCCCAACUCGCUGAGUGAGGCGGCGCUCGGGGUGGUGCAGAUGAACGGAGAAGAUCAGCUACUGGCUGAGAAGACCUUAAUGGAACUGAGGGGUGGGAAGCCCCUCCCACACCCACGAGCCUGGUUUGUGUCACUGGACGGCCGCUCGAACGCGCACAUCCGCCAUUCUUACAUCGAUCUGCAGAGGGCAGCGCAUGGCAACAACUCUGUGGGCAGCAACGAUGCCAGUCUGGACUCGGGCGUAGACGUGAGCGACAUCACGCCAGGCCGCAAGCCCAAAGGUCAGGAAAAGGCCCAGGUUAUGUCACCCAGUGUGACAUGCACAUCACUGGUAUUUGUGGAGGGUAAUAAGGUUAAUCCUAAUGCGAAAGCUGAUUCAGAACCCAAUGAGAUUGAGAGCCAAACUCCUGCCUGCAGUCCGGAAGAAAACUCGCUCAGGCUGUUGUUGCCCAAAUCUGAGAUCAAAGAAGAGACUAUAAUCCCGCCUUCACCUCCGCUGCUACCCACUCCUCCACUCCCAUCCCCUCCUUCGCUCCCAGAUCCUACCAUCGAGGAAGAAAAGUCAAGAGGAGACAAGGAACAGAUAGUGAGGACUGAGCGUGCCCAAACGCACCUUAAGCUUCCCUCGAGCAACAGCGCCCCGGAUGGUUUGGCUGCACCCGAGGACGUUGACGAGAACAAGAAGAGUCCGUGGCAGAAGCGCGAGGAGAGGCCACUGCUUGCCUUUAACCUCAAAUGACCCCUGACUUUUGGCCUUUUUGUCCCGUGGAAUUGGUUUUGGCUGAAGGGUCAAAUUUUGGGUCUCUGACUUUUUGAAAUCGAUAACAGCUUCCAGGAAUUUGCUUGUGUCCGAACAGAAAGCACUCUGCGAAACCCAUUUAUGCACAACAGCUAUGCCUUUGUAAACAAACUGCAAACGAAAGCCAUUGUAUGAAGGUGAGAUGUUUAGCUUUAUAAACUGCUGCUGGUGUUCAGGUAAGCAAUAGGAUCUUCAACUGGCAGCAUACAGCACUGAGCACUGCGUCUCGUCCACAAAUGUUUCUUCACGUGUUCGUUCACUGUGUCCCAGCACUUAGCUGAACAAAACCACUCAAUCACGGAUUAGCGGAAAGUCUUCCUUGAGUUAAUCUGACUGAAAAUUACGUCUGUAAAGUUUGUGUGUCCUGUGGUUUCAGUCUCUCCAGCGGGUGUUUUGUUUUUGUUUUUUUUGUUUAGUUUAGUUUUUUUCCUGUUUUUUUCAGUGCAUCAGAGGUGAGUUUUGAAUCAUUGGCAUCAAUCAAAUGCAGUAUUUCCUCAGAAUGAUAAUCCAGUCGUUGUAUCCACUGUAGCAUCUGUGAACUUCCUGUUCCUUGAGACUAGAGACACGCCCAGCUAUGCAUUGCUUCAAUUCUGUUUUUUUUUUUAUUUUUAUUAUUUGAAACCGUAUUACGUGUUUUUCAUUAUUGUAUUCACUGUUUUGUUUUUUGUUUUAUUUUAAACACAAUUUAAGUGAAUAUUUUAUUCAGCUAAAGUAGUUGUUUUUCUUUGCUCAUCUCUCUCUCACACUCGCACACGAAAUGCUCCGUCUGUCUGAAGUGCCUAUGUAGCAGAUGCGUUAAUUUACAAUCCUCACAUCUCCUCGCAGAUUAGAUUCUAUCACGUAUCUAUGCUUUUGUUUUUUUGUUUUUUUAAUGUAGUGUAUAAACAUUGUGUGCAUUUGUAUGUGUACAGUGUGUGAAUGAUGUGUCUCAACUGUGCAUUUCUCCACCUGUGGAGAACAAGUGCAUAUUUCAGAGUGUGUCUUUUGGGAGUUUGUGUAUGAAUCAAUAUGCUACACUUGUUUGCGGUUGUCGCUCCUUGGCCAAAUGCAAUGUUUUUGUGCGUGUGUGUUUUGUGUGAGAGAAAAAGACAUUGUAUGAAUAUGAAAGCUGUCCAUGAUGCCCUUUUAUAACUGUGACUUAACCACUUUGCAAUCACUUCACCAACAAUCUCCUUUUGAAUGUCUGGAGUCGUCGCUUACACUCUUAGAAAAUAAAGUACGUUAUUGUACUCCAAAACGUACAAUAAGCUUGUCACUGA